Molecule: messenger RNA, 1944 nt
Organism: Daucus carota subsp. sativus
Lineage: Eukaryota; Viridiplantae; Streptophyta; Magnoliopsida; Apiales; Apiaceae
Exons: 6
Coding region: 406-1806 (466 amino acids)
Source: RefSeq, a predicted model, not a curated record
CAUCGGGGCAUGAUGUUGCCAUUUGUGUUGCCUUAGAUGCUCGAGAAAACCUCAAUGCCAACAUAUCUCUCGGUGUUGCCUUAGAAACUCGAAAAUUUACUAAAAAAAGCGGGUGCAUAAAACCCGCCCCUUGUAUAUUUCAAUUCCCGCCCACUUAUUCUAAUUUCAGAAAAACAAAAAAUAAAACACAAAAACACUCACACUCAUCUCUCUUUCUCUAUUACACAAAAACACUCACACUCAUCUCUCUUUCUCUAUUACACGAAAACACUCACGCUCUCUCUUGGCGUCUCUCUCCGCUCAUCUCUCUCGGCGUCUCUCUCUGCUCGUCUCUCUCGGCGUCUCUCUCCGGGCUCAUCAGCUCGUCUUUCUCGACGUCUCUCUUCGACCAUCUCAACAUAGAGGAUGGCAUGUAAUGGUAUGAGUUUCCGGCUGCAUCACAAGGGGUAUUUCACCAAAGACAAGUAUGUUGGAGGGGAGGAAGUAAUUUACGAUGUCCAUGAUCUUGAUCUGUUUUCAUAUUCUGUACUGAUGGAGUGGGUGCUAGAGAUAGGCUAUAAAGAGAUUGGUGGGGUUUAUAUGAGAGCAGAGGAAAAAAAUAAGUGGGCAUUAUUGUGUAAUGAUGCGGAUAUAAAUGAGGUUAUUCUCACGACUGAUUCUUCUUCUUUGGACUUGUAUAUUGACUGUGAUGUUGAUAGCAGUGUCAAGCCGGUGAAGCAAAUGCAACCUCAUGUUAUUGUAAGGCCAAAAACAUGCCCUGUUAAGGCUAUGCAGAGGAUUCCUAAAAAGCGUCAAUUUGUGACUAUAAAGGAAAUCAAUCAGGAGAAGGAACGAAGGUUGAACAAGUCUCGGAAGGAAAAACAAAUAAGUUCUACUUCUGUAAUUCCAACAAAAAAGGCUGGUGAAGAUUUGAAGUCAACAGAGCGGGAAGAUGCAAUUUCAACAGAGCGGGAAGGUGGACUGAUGGGAUUGGAUGAAUAUAUGAAAAGAUUUGAGAUUCUUCCGGUACAUGAGGAUUUGGUGGAAGGAGCUGGGGAAGUCCAUGAAGGUGAAGUGAAUGAGUAUGAAAUGCGUCGAAUUAGAAACAUUGAGGAAAACGAGAAAAUUUUUGAGGAACUUGGUUUAAAGCGGAGGACUAGGAAUUCUGUCCAACUACUGAAUGAAGACAAACCCAAUAAUGUGUUGAGUGAUGAAGAUGGAAGUGAAUAUAUGUGCCCUGAAAAUGACCAAGAGCAACAGAGUGAUCAUGAAGAGGAUAUAGUUGCGUCAAAGGCAAAGAAAAAGGCCAAGAAAGUUGUGGUUCAAACUGAUGGGCCCAGAACUCGUUCCAGAGCAUCUAAAAUGCCUAAGCCAUGUGACAAGGAAGUGAAAAGAGUUGAGGUUCAGACUGAUCAUCAGGGAAAUGAUGAAUCAAAUAAUGUUCCUACUGUGGAGAAGCUCAAGCUGCUAAAAAGUAGUGCUCCUGGUUCAAUGGAGAAAUAUUUGGAGUUACGUGAGCAAGAAAAGCAGGCUGCGAUCCUGCAGUCCCAAUCCCAACCAGAAAAUCAAGAGUCCCAACCAGAAAGUGAUGCACCAACUGAAGUAGAGAAGAGAAAGAGAGGAAAAUCCAAACUAGGUCAUGUCCAUACGCGAGGUGAGAAGAAGGAGAUCAAGCUGUCGGAUCUAGGCCAACCUAUAUCAGAUGAUGACGAUCAUUUGCUAUCUGAGUUCAGCAAUUUCUUAGGAACAACGGUAAGGGAGUUUGUUUCUCUAACAUGUCGUAGUUGGAGUGAAGUCCUGAAAAAGACAUCCUAUGGCAGUAUGUGAAGGAUAAAUACAUCAUUCCUGAGGAGGGUUAUAAAUGGGUAAUGACAACGAUGCGUGAUCAGUUUAGGGCAUACAAGGCUUGCAUCAAGAGGGAACAUUAUAGUAAGUAUGGUACUGAUGAGGAGAGGCUCGAGAACA